Messenger RNA from Prunus armeniaca (apricot), 330 nucleotides. The record is from the annotation of a GenBank genome assembly. NCBI's taxonomy places the organism in Eukaryota, Viridiplantae, Streptophyta, Magnoliopsida, Rosales, Rosaceae.
AUGGUAACUUCUUCUCCACGUUGGAAUCUUAAAAAAGAAAAGAAUGGAAAAAGAGGGAAGGCUUGGAAUGCAAGGCUAAGGUGGAUCAGGCAGAUGCAGAACAGAGCAGAGGCCAGCUGCUGCUGCUUGGGGCUCAAGACUGAGGGGGCGCAGAUCAGAGAUAGGGUGUCCGGAAAGGGUGGCACGUGCACUUUAAGUAAAGACGACAAUAGGUGGUCACGUGAUCCAACGCCCCUCGAAAGCUGGCCAUGCCAACAAAAAAAAGCCUUGAGUUUUAAGGCUCUCUGUGAUUCACAUGGCAUUGGGAUCAACCUCAACAAGACAUUCUAA